GUCGAGCCGAUCACGGGCGUGCCUCCCUGGUCUGCGAGUUUGAUCUCCGUCUUUCUAUCCGUCGAGCCCUCCCCCCAACGUAUUAUCGGCCGCCGGCCUGAGCUCCCAACACGCCAUGGCUCAGCGAACACCCAAGGACAAGCCGACCAAGGCCGGGGAGGAUGUCGUUUCUCUCCGAGCCGUCGAAAUCCAACCACACAUGUCCGAGGAAGCGCCCGAUCGUGAUUCUGGCUCUCCCCAGUGCCGAACCACCAGCACCGGAGACUGGCCCUUCGCUCGGGUCGGCCACCAGAGCCAGCUCUUCACUCGGCCCAAGCGUAGCUCGAUUUCUGAAUUCAGAAGCCGUGCUGUCUUGGUUCUCCUCUGGGGCAACGGUGACUUUGAAGACAAAACGAGUCCGAGCAUUGACUUGUUUGAUUUUGAAACCAACUCCUGGAAAGCUAAAAAGCCCGGGCUGGAGCCCAAGGCCUUCGGCAAGGAUAUCAUCCACCCUGUACUGUCGUAUGCGUCUGCCAUCGUCGAGGAUCCCCCCAUCAGAGGGCACCAUCUGUAUGUAUUUGGCGGAUGCCAUCCGUGCAAUGCAGACGAUGACUUGUUUGUCAACCAGCUCUUCAGCUGCGAUCCAAUCCAAGGCACAGCCGCUAUCGUGGGACUCAAGAACCCCAAGCUUGAUAUCGCCAACAUCCCGACACCCCGCAUCUCCGCGACGCUCACGCAUGUUCCAGCCGCCAACCCGAGCAGAGAUGGUCCCGGCGUCCUCGUGCUGUUUGGCGGAUUCGGGGAGCUGCAUACGCCCCUGAACGACGUUUAUGUUUUUAAUCUAAGCCUCUCGGUUUGGAAGCGAGUCCAUCCCAAGGGCAGCGCCCCGAAAGGCCGCGAGGGCCAUUCGGCUGUUUGGGUUCCGUCACAGCGGCGUAUUUUGUUCUACGGUGGCUGCGACUCGAAGCGAAGACUGAACAGCCUGGUCUAUCUGGAUGUUGACAAUUGGACGUGGAUCCAUGUCUCCGUCGAUGGGCAUCCGCCUGGACAUUCGCUGCAUACUGCCUGUUUAUAUGGCAACAAGAUGAUCGUCUAUGGUGGACGAUCUGGCCGCGUCACGCCUGCCAACAACUCGAUUUGCUGCUCAAAGCUGUGGAUCUAUGAUAUCGAUCGAAACUCAUGGUCGUGGAUGCUGACAAGCCCCAAGAUUCCGGCUCGCGCAGGCCACUCGGCUUCAGUCCACGGAAACCAUCUGCUUGUCUUUGGCGGACUCACGGACGUACCCAAAAAGCAGCCUCCACGGAUCCUGAAUGACUUUUGGUCCAUCGAGCUGGAGCCAUCUCUCCUCCGGCCAGGUCCGAUCUUCCUGAAUAACAACGCUCUCGAAAUUGUACUGCAGAAGUAUCCAAAGCGACAAGUGGAGAUUCAGCAUGCGCCCCUGCCAUUUAUCUCGGUUCGAUGGUCCGACUACCACCAGCUUUCGCCGCAAGAUCACACCUAUCGCCUCCUGAUCCGCAAGGUCCUCGGCCAAAAAUCAAACCCGAGCUUACUGAUCUCAGAGUAUAACGCCAAGUUCACGGGUUCGCUGAGGGAACUCGGUCGACACCGAUGGAUGCUGGCAUACGAAGGAAGCGAGCAAAUGGCCAUCUUCAAUCAAGCCUACAUUCUUGGCGAUGAAAAGUACAAGAAACGCGAAGCUGCUCCGCUCGAAUACGGCACGCGGUAUGAGCUCUGCGUUGCCUUGGUGCAGCACAAUAAUCUAUCGCCACCCAAAUUGAUGAGCCAGUAUUUUUACUGCUGCACGGCCCUCAAAAUUCCAAUGUCGCCAAACAAGAUCACGGCCACGUUGGUGCCAGAGACCGAAAGCCAGCCCCCUCGGAUCGAUCUGGAUUGGAUACCGCCAAUGAACAUUGACCAGUUCAAGGGGUACACAUAUCGAGUGGAGGUCAUGGUGAUUGUCGAAUGCCCUGGACUCGUCAAGGACGAAAGCGUGGUCGCGAACACGCCAGACCUUCGACCCAUGAAGCGCCGUAAGGGCAAGUAUGUGCCUCUGGACGAUAUCACGUCGUGGAAUACCCCAUUGGGCCCCGGCCAACUGGACUAUGGCUGGCUAGCCGUAUCUCGGGUCAAGGUGCCAAACGCGCGCCUGGACCUGAGUCAUAUACUCAACACAAUCUCAAAAGCAUUCUCCAACGGAAGUGAGCACCCGAGGCCAGCAGACGGUCGCAAGAGUGGCCAUAAACUCGAUCCGGCUGCCCAUGAAUCGAUGCCACUCGAGUCGCAGACAUCCUUCGGCGCCCAAUCGCCUUCCAAGCACUUCGCGCCCGAGUCGUCAGAGGAAACUAUUCAGUCCAUGGCAGCAGAACCCAUCGUGCUAUCCCAGGAGACACCAAGCGAAUCGUCUUUUGUCACGGCCGAUACGAAUGGUCCAGCAAUCACAGACUUCCACCUGACCGGCCCUUGGUUUCCAAGCGAUGCCAAAACGCUUUGGUUCUUCAGCGUCGCUGUUGAAGUGCCUGGUCUUGAUAGUGUCGACGCUGAGGACAUGGCCAUGGAAAUGAUUACCAUCCUUCACAGUCCUCGACUUGGACGAGAGAUACUUGAUGACCCCAAGGAUCCUGUCUAUGGCACUGUAGCCACAGCCACGCCCAAGAGAAAGCGACCCGGAGAUUCUGACGCAAGCACCCGAUCGAAGAGCGACAGUGACGACGAUUAUGAGUAUGUCAACAGCGAUACCGGUAGCUCCUGGAGCUACAAAACCGCUAGCGUUGGCGACAGUGAAGUGAAUUUGAGCCAUGAUGUCGAGGAACUGCCCGACAGGCCCGCCAAGAGAGCCAGAACGCUCACCACCACAAUCCCGAUGAUCGAGCUUCCUGUGCCGUGGCACCAUUCUAGCAGCCUCGUCCUCGACUAUUCAUCUGCCUUCUCGUCUCCGAGCGCCCCCAAAACCAGUGUCAAACGCGAGCUUGAUGAUGAGUCCGAGUCCAGGCAGCUCACGCUUGCGGCAACCGCGGCGACACCUUCAAAGCGCCGAUCCACUCGCAGACAAUCGCACGACUGGGUCGAUCAUGAAGAUGUUGUUCAAGUGCCAGAGAUCUUUUAUCCGACCGAGCCAGCGCCGCAGGACCAAGCGCAUCCCAUCUUCCACCUUGAGUACGGCAAGAAAAUGCUGCUCUAUAGCGUCCAGGAGGAAGAGUACUUUCCCGUCCGAAUCUUGUUUUACCAGCGAACGGCGCACGGCUGGGGCGUGUUCGUCCACUACAUAGGAUGGAAUAGCUCGUGGGAUGAGCUCAUUCCGCUUAACAGCGUGACGGUCAAGCACUUUGUCGAGUACACCAACGAAGCUAUCGAAAAGUAUAAGGUGCGCGUCCGAGGUGAACUAUCCCAGCUCAUAUUCAAUCAAGCGCCGUACUACCAGCUGAAGCCGUCCGAGUAUACCAAGAGAGACCACCCAGGCAUAGUUGUUCGGCCGGCGAUCUGAUGCAGACCGAGCAAAGAACAUUCUCGGAUGUGGGUGUGCAUUCGGCCACAGGAAAAUGAAUAAACCGGGUUCAACAGGCUUGUUCUUGAUGGGGCCCUGAUUGCCC
This is a messenger RNA of Polychytrium aggregatum, 3566 nucleotides long. RefSeq lists its product as uncharacterized. The transcript has 7 exons. The record is from RefSeq and is a predicted model, not a curated record. The coding region runs from base 116 to 3460 and encodes 1114 amino acids. Lineage: Eukaryota; Fungi; Chytridiomycota; Chytridiomycetes; Polychytriales. Gene Ontology annotation, molecular function: protein binding.